Molecule: messenger RNA, 789 nt
Organism: Australozyma saopauloensis
Lineage: Eukaryota; Fungi; Ascomycota; Pichiomycetes; Serinales; Metschnikowiaceae
Product: S-adenosylmethionine-dependent methyltransferase
Exons: 1
Coding region: 1-789 (262 amino acids)
Molecular function (GO): protein-lysine N-methyltransferase activity
Source: RefSeq, a predicted model, not a curated record
AUGGCCGACUUGGAUGAUUUGGAGUUGGGUGGCGACAUGUUCGCAGAACCAGAGGGUUUCUUACCUCCGCCUCCGGAAUCACACUUUGUGACCUACGAGCGUGAUGCAAAUGAAACGCCUAAUAAGAUCACUCUCAAGUUGGUUGGAAAAUCACCACUCUGGGGUCAUCUACUAUGGAAUGCCGGUAAGUAUACCGCACAAUAUCUCGAUAAGCAUGCAGAAAGACUUGUCACAGGAAAGAAGGUGUUGGAGCUCGGUGCUGCCGCAGGUUUACCAUCAUUGAUUUGUGGUGUUAACAAUGCUCUGAAAGUCCUUUGCACUGAUUACCCAGACCCAGAUUUGCUUUCGCAUAUUCAGUAUAAUGUCGACCAUUGUGAAGGUCUAGAUCCAAGUAAAGUAUUGGUGAGGGGGUUCAUUUGGGGUCAGGACGAAACUCAAUUAUGUUAUGACGAGUUGAACGAGAACCAACUUCCUGAGAAAAUCGAGGAAUCUGAAAAGUUUGAUUUGAUCAUCUUGUCCGACUUGGUAUUUAACCACACUGAACACCAAAAACUUCUCGGCAACUGUCGUGCAGCAUUGAAGCGUGACGGUGUUGCGUUGGUGGUUUUUAGUCCACAUAGACCAUGGCUUUUGGACAACGAUCUUGCAUUCUUCACCGAGUGCGAAGAUUUUGAGUUCAAGGCCAAGAAGAUUGAAAUGGUCAAUUGGAAACCCAUGUUUGAGGAAGAUGACGAGACCAUCGAGAUUAGAUCCCGUGUCUACUGUUAUGAGUUGAUUCCACAAUGGUAA